AUGGCGUAUCAAGGUGCCUCAGUCUGGCGUUUAAGCGUGACUUUGAGCCUCUUCUUGACUGCAGGGGCACUCAAUCUGAGCUCAUUCGCUGGGCAGGCGAAGAAUAGGCUACUCAUGGAGAACGUCGCCGGCCAGGAAUACACGCCGCAGGCUAGAGAGAUGCUCAUCGAGGCGAACGAAGGUCCACCCGACUACACAUGCACCGCAACGAAGCCGUGUGAUCUUGGAUGUUGCGGACCUCUCGAUGACACCGGCACCGGUGCUUGUGGCUUUGGCCCUGUCUUUUGCGGCCCUGAAUGCACGAGCGACUGUGAAGGCAAGUCCGAGUGUGAUGGCGAUAAGUGGGGUUCUCAGUAUGCGAACCUGACUAAAUGCCCGCUCAACGUCUGCUGUAGCAAGCAUGGCUUCUGCGGCACGACAGUUGACUUCUGUGGUCCCAAUCCUGUCCCGCAUCCUCAAUGUGAUCUUUCACAGCGCACCGCCGACGCGCGCACUAUCGGGUACUACGAGGGUUGGAACUAUCAGCGUCCUUGCGGUAACAUGGAGCCUGAGGACAUUCCCCUAGGCUACUGGACACACAUCAACUUCGCCUUCGCCCUUAUCAACCCUGACACAUUUGGAAUCGAAGACAUGGACCCCGGCACCGGUUCGCGCUAUAGUCGCGUCGCGGGUCUCAAGGAAAGGCAGCCUGAUCUCAAGAUCUGGAUCGCUGUCGGAGGAUGGGCUAUGAACGAUCCCGGUCCAUACCGCACCGCGUUUUCCGACAUGGCCGCCAGCGAGGCAAAGCAAGACAAGUUCUUUGACUCGCUAUUGACCUUCAUGAGGCGAUAUGACCUAGAUGGUGUUGAUUUGGAUUGGGAAUAUCCUGUGGCAGAAGACCGAGGUGGCAUACCUGCCGACUUCGAUAACUAUGUCAACCUUCUACGAAGACUUCGUGAGCGCUUGAACUCGUCCGGUAAAGCAUACGGCAUUAGCUUAACCCUCCCCGCCUCUUACUGGUAUCUCCGCGGCUUCAAUCUCCAAGGAAUGGAGCCCUAUCUCGACUGGUUCAACAUGAUGACGUACGACAUCCACGGCGUCUGGGAUGCCAGUAUCGACAGCCUCGGCCCCAUCGCCCAAGCCCAUACCAAUUUGACCGAGAUCAAGAUGGGACUUGAGCUUCUAUGGCGCAAUAACAUCAAUCCGGCGCGCGUUGUGCUUGGUCUUGGCUUCUAUGGCCGUAGUUUUACAAUGAAGGACCCGGGAUGCAUGGCGGCUGGCUGCGAGUUUUCUGAGGGCGCCAACGGCGGCGCGUGCACUGGCACCCCUGGUGUGCUGUCAGCGGCCGAAAUCAACGAGGUCAUCGCCAACGGUGCUAGUGUCACGCACGACGAGGCGGCCGCUGUUAAGAUCGUCACCUGGGACACAAACCAAUGGGUGUCAUUCGACGAUACGCAGACUCUGCGGUCCAAGAUCGAUUUUGCGCAUCAGCAUUGCCUGGGUGGUACCAUGGUCUGGGCCAUCGAUCUCGAUGACGGUACCCUUACUGAAGCUCUCGGUGAAAACAUCGCACGGCGCAAAGCACCCACGUACAAGCCUAUACAGUACUCUUCGUGCGGUGAGAGGGAAGAAUUGUAG
Alternaria conjuncta is the source of this 1617-nucleotide messenger RNA. RefSeq lists its product as uncharacterized. The record is from RefSeq and is a predicted model, not a curated record. The transcript has 5 exons. Gene Ontology annotation, molecular function: chitin binding; hydrolase activity, hydrolyzing O-glycosyl compounds. Lineage: Eukaryota; Fungi; Ascomycota; Dothideomycetes; Pleosporales; Pleosporaceae. Gene Ontology annotation, biological process: carbohydrate metabolic process. Bases 1 to 1617 code for a protein of 538 amino acids.